Messenger RNA from Sparassis crispa, 1014 nucleotides. RefSeq names its product Glyceraldehyde-3-phosphate dehydrogenase. Lineage: Eukaryota; Fungi; Basidiomycota; Agaricomycetes; Polyporales; Sparassidaceae. Gene Ontology annotation, molecular function: NADP binding; NAD binding; oxidoreductase activity, acting on the aldehyde or oxo group of donors, NAD or NADP as acceptor. Bases 1 to 1014 code for a protein of 337 amino acids. The record is from RefSeq and is a predicted model, not a curated record. The transcript has 9 exons. Gene Ontology annotation, biological process: glucose metabolic process.
AUGGUUGUCAAAGUUGGAAUCAACGGUUUUGGUCGUAUUGGCCGUAUUGUGUUGCGCAAUGCGCUCGCGUACAGCGAUCUUGAGAUUGUCGCGGUUAAUGAUCCCUUCAUUAACUUGGACUACAUGGCCUACAUGCUGAAGUACGACUCCGUGCACGGCCGCUUCAAGGGCACCGUUGAGGCUAAGGACGGCAAGCUCUAUGUUCAGGGCAAACCCAUCUCAGUGUACCAGGAGCGAGACCCGGCCAACAUCCCCUGGUCCUCUGACGGUGCGACUUAUAUCGUGGAGUCCACUGGUGUGUUCACCACCAUCGAAAAGGCGUCAGCCCAUCUCAAGGGCGGCGCGAAGAAGGUCAUCAUUACCGCACCCUCUUCCGAUGCCCCGAUGUUUGUGUGCGGCGUCAACCUCGACGCAUACGACCCCAAGUACACUGUCAUUUCGAACGCGUCGUGCACGACGAACUGUCUCGCGCCCCUCGCCAAGGUCAUCCACGACAGCUUCGGCAUCGUCGAAGGCCUCAUGACCACCGUCCACUCCACGACCGCGACCCAGAAGACGGUUGAUGGCCCGUCGCAUAAAGACUGGCGUGGUGGCCGUGCUGUUGGUAACAACAUCAUACCGUCAUCCACCGGUGCUGCCAAGGCUGUCGGCAAGGUUAUCCCCAGCCUCCAGGGCAAGCUUACUGGUCUCUCGUUCCGGGUGCCCACUAUCGAUGUCUCCGUCGUUGACCUCGUCGUCCGCCUGGAGAAGCCGGCGACGUACGACGAGAUUAAGGCUGCAAUGAAGGCUGCCGCUGCUGGGCCGAUGAAGGGCGUUCUCGAUUACACUGAGGAGUCGGUCGUCUCGACUGACUUCACCGGUGCGGAAGCGUCCUCCAUCUUUGAUGCCGCUGCGGGUAUCCCGCUCAACAAGAACUUCGUCAAGCUCAUCGCCUGGUACGACAACGAGUGGGGUUACUCGAAGCGUGUGUGCGAUCUCGUUCGGUUCGUCGCCAAGAAGGAUGGCGCGCUCUAA